GACAGAAGCCACUGGAGACAGCCUACAGGCUCAGAUCUGUUGCCCGCCUGGAGAGAUAACAACUCAGACACAGCUGUGUAUUCUCCCAGCAGCAACGGAGGUUCAGGGAUAGAAAGACAUGGCCUGGAAAUUGAUGCUGCUUCUGCUGCUUCUGGCCUGGGUAGCCCCCACAUUCAGCACCAAGGGCAGGACCAACCUGCUCAAUGUCUGUAUGGACGCCAAGCACCAUAAGACAAAGCCAGGUCCUGAGGACAAGCUGCAUGAUCAGUGCAGUCCCUGGAGGAAGAAUGCCUGCUGCUCAGUCAACACCAGCCAGGAGCUGCAUAAGGACACUUCCCGCCUGUAUAACUUUAACUGGGACCACUGUGGCAAGAUGGAGCCUGCCUGUAAGCGCCACUUUAUCCAGGACACUUGUCUAUAUGAGUGUUCACCCAAUCUGGGGCCCUGGAUCCAGCAGGUGGAUCAGAGCUGGCGAAAAGAACGUUUUCUGGAUGUGCCCUUAUGCAAAGAUGAUUGUCAGCAGUGGUGGGAAGCCUGCCGCACCUCAUACACCUGCAAAAGCAACUGGCACAAGGGCUGGGACUGGUCCUCAGGAGUUAACAAGUGCCCAGCUGGAACCACCUGCCGCACAUUUGAGUCCUACUUCCCCACACCAGCUGCCCUUUGUGAGGGCCUCUGGAGUCACUCCUACAAGGUCAGCAACUAUAGCCAAGGGAGUGGUCGCUGCAUCCAGAUGUGGUUUGACCCAGCCCAGGGCAACCCCAAUGAGGAGGUGGCAAAGUUCUAUGCUGAGGCCAUGAAUGCUGGAGCCAUGCCCCAGGGGACUGGGACUCUCCUGUUCAGCCUGGCCGUGAUGCUGCAACUCCCUGGCUGAGUCCAGUCCUCCCAAGACCUGCUCUCUACCUGCUUUCAGCUUGGGUGACCAGGUUGGGCUCAGCUUAUCUCCCACAAAGGACAGAGCCCUAAGGAUGCCUCCAUCCAUUACCCACCCUUCUGUUAUCCAGUCCUGCUCCACAGCUUGCGGUUCUUCCAAGAGUCACUUCUAAUAAACAGGCUGACGCAUCCA
Messenger RNA from Otolemur garnettii (small-eared galago), 1066 nucleotides. RefSeq names its product folate receptor beta. The record is from RefSeq and is a predicted model, not a curated record. Gene Ontology annotation, biological process: sperm-egg recognition; fusion of sperm to egg plasma membrane involved in single fertilization; cell adhesion. Lineage: Eukaryota; Metazoa; Chordata; Mammalia; Primates; Galagidae. The transcript has 5 exons. The coding region runs from base 119 to 874 and encodes 251 amino acids. Gene Ontology annotation, cellular component: external side of plasma membrane. Gene Ontology annotation, molecular function: signaling receptor activity.